AUGUCGGCAUGUGCCUCGCAAAAUGGAGAUGCCCCGUCCUUGCUGUUGUUUCUUACAAGCUCCCAGCUCGACCUCAAAAGCGACUGUUGGCGGCAAGCAGGCAACAGCAGUAGAUAUCUCCGGGAGAGGGCGACUUUGCUCGGCAAUCUCAGCGCUGCCCAGCUUGCCCGAGGCAGCCCCGAAAGGGCUCUGGAGGCAGCCCGAUCGGCGAGUGGCAUGGACACAGCCUACACCAAAGCGUACUUCCGCGAAGCCAAAGCGUUGUUGGCGCUGGGGCGACCCUGUGCCGCAGUUAGUGCUGCCCGGCGAUUGUAUUUCGUGGCCGGGAUGGACAGAGCCGACCGAGAGGUCCGAAACCUGCUGGAUGCUGCUGCAGAACAGCUGCGCAAGCGUCAGCACAGGCCUCGUGUGUCGUGCAGCGAAAGCUCUUCAGCUCCUGCUUCUGACUUGGAGUCGACCGUGGAUCUUCCAGAUCUGGUGGCUGACUGUUGCAAUGGGGAGGAACUUGUCCAGCUGUCACAGACAUCGCGGCGGCUGCGCAAGCAGCUCUUUUCCGAAGAGGCGCUGCUGUGCCGGGCGUCGCAGCUUUGUCACAGCCGGAGCUGGCUUCGGCGGGAUGCGGCAUUUGGCCAAAGUGCUGGAUGGGCAUAUGCGAUCCACCUAGCGCAUGCCAGGUCUUCUAUCAGGGACCGGCUUGCGGUGUGCCGGACAGAUGGGAAGGUGGCGCUUGUAGAUCCAGAGACGGGAGACCAGCAGCUUCUGCCCGUUCCUGGUCAUGGUGUCGACUUCACGCUGUGCUGGGGCCCUCGCAGUGAAUUCGUGGCGUUCACAGCCAUGAACAAGGCCUCGGGGGCUGCGUUAAUCGUGAUCCCUACACUGCAGCGAAGUCAGCCCUUGGUCAUACCCCUCAUCCCCUUCCUGACGCCGUAUUACCUGUCACCAUCACCUUGCGGCACACGCAUUGCGUUGUUGGGCAGUGUACGCGGUCAGCAGGCUCUUCUUGUGGCAGACGUGGCCCAGCUUCUUGUGUCCUGCCGCGGAGAGGCACCUGUUGCGCGCCUUUGUUGUCUCGGUACGGCAGCCCCCCUUUACUUUGACUGGGCACCCCAUGGGCCUGAACUUGUGCUGGCAUGCAAUGAGAACAAGCUGGCCCGGAUCCGGGCCGAUGUCUUGAACGAAGUGGAAGACGCCGUGCAGACUCUACCUUGCUGUGAGCCAGCAGAGGUCCAACAGGAGGCUGAGCGCCACCGCAGGGCGGCAGAGCAGGCACUGCGCCGCAUCGAAGAGCAAGAGAAGGAGUUGGGCCAGCUCGAAGAUCACGUCGCAGGUCUCGAGGAGCAGCUCGCGGCCUCACAGAGCUCUGCUCAGCGCCAGGCAGCAGAGCUGCGCGAGGCCCAAGCCCAGGUAGGGGCUUUGGAGCGCGAGCUUCGCGAAUUGCGAGAGACGCGGGAAGAGCCCGAGAACUCCGGGAGAAGAAAAACCGUGCGAUUGAGCAAGGCAGAAAUGGCCAAGGAGGACACAGCAGGAUACCGAGCAGCUGAAGCCAUGGAAGCCAUAAAGCGAGAGCACGACGAGGCGAUGAAGGCAAAACAAGGCGAAUUGGACAAGAACCUGCGAAGCCUGACUUCGCUACAGGAGCAGCACAUGCAGUUGCAGCAGUACUGUGAAGAGCUUCGAGCAGCCUCUCACGAGAUCCAAGGAUACCUUGAAACCGCCGAGUCCGAGAACAUCAAGCUCCAUGGGGAAAUCGAAGAACUGCGUGAGGUAAUGGAAGCACAUCACUUGCAAAAGGCUCUCAAGACAGUUUGCGAGAAGAGGGGAUCGUUGCAGCUGGCCAUCUUCGCUGAGAGCGACAGUUUAGCCCACGAGCUCCAGAUGGAAGAACCCCAGGAGAAUCAGCAGCAGGAAGGAGAAGCCCCGAUGCAAAAGACGAGAAGCGUAAGCAUCGCCGAGGAGGAGGAGGCCCCGAAGCCGCGGAGGGAGGCAACGGCCCGCAGUGCCCGCAGAAGAAGCAGCAGCGUGGGAGCGAGCAAGCUCGCUGCACUCCAAGAGGAAUACGAAGAAAAGUUUGAAAGCCAGAGCCAGCAGCUGCAGGUGGCGUUGCAGAAUAAAGAGCGCAUAGAGAAAGAGAAGCAAGAGGCCAUCGACUCUCUGCAGAAGCAGAUCGAGGAGCUCAAAGGCAAGGUUGGAGAUGGUGGAGGAGAUGCUCUGGCAGGUCUCUUUAAGAUGAUGUCUCGCAUCAAGGACCUCACGACUGAGGCCUCUGAUGCGGUGCUCCUGGGCUUUGCGCCUCCCGAGGCGGCCGUGGCCUUCCAGGCCGCUCGCCAGGCGGACCCGUCCGCGGAGGCCCAGCGUGCCGAGCAGGCGCUGAGGUUCCGGUCGAAGUCCGCAGCCAGUGACGUCAGGAGCCGCCUGCAGGGAAGGCGCCAGAGAAAAGCGCAGGUCAAGAGCUUGGACUCUCUACCCGGAACCGUCAUUCAAGGGCGGAUCUCCUUUCGAGCGCCCCAGUGGCUUCCGUGGCCAGAUGCGACCGAAGGGCGCUGGCUAGUUCCCACCGAUGCUCCGCAGACGGGCCGGGUCUCCCUGGCGCUUGUCGACCCAGCCACUGGGCGGUCUGACACCGUUUGUGAGAGUCUGGCUCCAGAGGCCCACUUCACGGCAACACCCAGUGGCUGGGUCGCUUGGUGUGGCCUCCAUGACAACCGGGGACACGGUGGUGUGUUUGCCCGACGAGUGCUUCCAUCCAUGGGCCCUCCGAUCAGCGUAUUCGCGCAUGCAAAUCGCGUUGAGGGCAUGAGCUGGGGCGGCGACCGCUUGGCGCUGUUGAUACACGCUCCCAACUGCCUGGUCUGGGCGGUAUGGGAUCCAGUGGAAGCAGCGAAGACAGGAAACGGCUUGUACGUGGCUCCACAGGGCUUCAUCCCCGGUCGCUCCUUCUCUGGACGGGUUCUGCCCUUCUUCGAUCAGUUUGAGCGACGGGUGGACUACUGGAACCCAGGACAUGAUGCCUUGGUUUAUGCAGACUUCAACGCCGAAGUCUGGGUGCAGCCAUUUCCACGGCCGCCCGAACCACAUGCACAGGAAGAAGUGCAUCCAUUGCAGUCCCUAGCCGGAGCCCAGCAGCUGUCUCUGGCGCCGGCGCGUCGGAGGAUAGCCGCAGGCAGCUACGCCUGCUGGAGCCCCUCGUGA
This is a messenger RNA of Symbiodinium sp. CCMP2456, 3189 nucleotides long. Lineage: Eukaryota; Dinophyceae; Suessiales; Symbiodiniaceae. The record is from the annotation of a GenBank genome assembly.